CUCUGAGGGCCACAGCCACGGCUGACAGCAGCCCCUACGGUGCCGCCGAGCAGCCGCCGUCCCGCGCGGCGCGCUUCCCAAGUUCGAAGCAUGCUACUCCGCGUUCAAACACUCCCGCCGCAGCCGCAUUCCACCUGUGGCUAACGACUGCUCUCGAAAGGAAUAUGACGUCGCAACUCGGAGCGCCCGUCCGUAGGACGGGCACCUUUUUGCUUCUCAUUAUCUCGAUUUCUUGCCCCCGUGUUCUGUGUCAAGUGCUUCAGCACACCAAAAUCGCGCUGCCCGGAGCUGCGUUAGAAACGAGAGAAGAGGCACUGAAACUGAAAGGGCCGCACCGUCCACCCGAGCUCUUGGUGCUCGCGCCGGACGACGAUAUGUUUCCGUACUCGUUGCACAAGGUCGUUCCCGCUGUGAUGGUGGCCGUCGAGCACUUGCAGCACAGCAGAAACCUCACGCUCGUGGUCAACUACAACAACACAAACUGUUCCUCGUCGCACGGCCCGCUACUGGCGUUCGACCACUACAUCGCCGGCAAGGUGGACGUAUUCCUGGGGCCCACAUGUUCGUACGUGCUGGCGCCCGUGGCCCGCUACAGCGCCGAGUGGGACCUGCCAGUGCUCACGUCGUCCGGACAGAACGACAACUUCGACAUGAAACACCCGAACUACCGCCUCCUGACGCGCAUGAACGGCUCGUUCACUCAGGUGGGCCAGCUUUUCAUCGAGACGCUGCGCCGCUUCGGUUGGCAGGUGGUCGCUUUCCUUUUCCACGAGUUCCGCGAACGAACCAAGGGCCACUCGGACUGCUUCUUCAACCUGGCCGCAGUUUUCAACGCUCUCGGCGGUGGGCACAUGUUUCACCAAAAGUUUGACGAAGAAGAUCCCAGCCUGAACCUCGAAACUCUGAUGCAACAGGUGGCACGCAACGCUAGAAUUGUCGUCAUAUGCGCUUCCCCCGACACGGUGCGGGAGAUAAUGCUCACUGCAGACGACCUCGGCAUGGACAACGGGGACUUCGUGUUUUUCUCCGUGGAAUUAUUCACCACGCGCAACACGAGCAACACGCGACCCUGGUACCGGGAGUCCGACACAGCGGAGCGCAAUCAGCGCGCGCGGAGAGCUUACGAAGCGCUGCUGGUGGUACAGACGAGAAUCCCCGAGACGCCCGAGUUCUCGCACUUUAAGCAAGCCCUGCAGGAGACAGCUCGCAAGGAGUUCGAGUUCGACUACAAUACGGACGAGGUGAACCCAUUUGUAUCCGCCUUCUAUGAAGCCGUGAUCCUAUACGCAUUGGCCAUCAACGAAACCAUAAUGGACGGCAUGCCCAUCACAAAUGGAAGUUACAUUACGCAGAAAAUGUGGAACAGAACGUUUGAAGGAAUCACGGGUGCAGUGAGGGUAAACGAGAAAGGAGACCGGGACUUGGACUACUCCAUCCUGGACAUGAAUCCAGAGACAGGACAAUACCACGUGGUAGCCAACUACCUGGGUAUGCGGCAUGAGUUCGUGGAUGUGCCAAACCGCACCAUUCACUGGGCCGGAGGGCGCACCUCGCCACCUCCUGAUGUACCUCGUUGCGGAUUCGAUGGAUCACAGUGUGCCGACGAAAGCCAAGGCAAAUACAUGAUCAUCACCUCGGUGCUUGGAACUCUCAUGAUUAUUGUAUGCCUCGCUUCAUUCUUUGUUUACAGGCAUUUUAAGUUGGAAGCGGAACUUGCAUCUAUGACAUGGAAGAUUCGUUGGGAAGAUAUUAAUCAAACACUCUCCAACAAGCAUGGGGGCUUCGGAUCGAGAAUCAGCUUGGGAAAAACGGGUAGCAGCACGUCGUCAGAAACCCUGGCACUGCGAAACGACAGACAGAUGUUCAUCCGUACUGCCUAUUACAAGGACACUCUCGUGGCAAUUAAGCCAUUGAACAAGGCGAGGAUAGACAUCACUAGAUCCCUUCUUCUGGAGCUGAAAUACAUGAAAGACCUCCAGCACGACCACAUCGUUCGCUUCAUUGGAGCUUGCAUUGAUCCACCGCACUGCUGUCUUGUAAAGGAGUACUGUCCUAAAGGAAGUCUUCAGGACAUCCUUGAAAACGAGGAGAUUAAGCUGGACUGGAUGUUUCGCUACUCCCUGAUGCACGACCUCGUCAAAGGCAUGGCGUACCUGCACAACAGCGAAAUUCACAGCCACGGCAAUCUGAAGUCAUCGAACUGCGUGGUCGACAGCCGUUUCGUGCUCAAGAUCACAGACUUUGGGCUCCACAACUUGCGCGCCUACGACGAGAACGAGAAUGAGGACACUUACGCAUACUGGAGGAGGAAGUUAUGGACAGCACCGGAGCUUCUUCGGUCCCCUGAGCCGCCCGUUAAUGGGACACAGAAAGGGGACGUUUACUCUUUUGCAAUCAUUUCGCAUGAGAUUGCCGUUCGCCAGGGGGCAUUCUAUUUGGGAAAUAUCGACAUGAGCCCCAAAGAGAUCGUAGAGCAAGUCAUAUCUGAAUCAAAGCCACUUUUUCGGCCUGUGUUUGACGAAAUCGACUGCCCAGACGAAGUACGUCAGCUGAUCACAAAGUGCUGGGCUGGCGACCCAAAUGAGAGGCCGGACUUUCAGGCCUUGAAGCCGCUCAUUAGAAAGCUGAACAAGGAAUCCGAGAGUGGCAAUAUCCUGGACAACCUCCUGUCACGGAUGGAGCAGUACGCCAACAACUUGGAGUCUCUCGUAGAGGAAAGGACCGCAGACUACCUCGAGGAGAAGCGAAAAGCCGAAGAUCUACUUUAUCAGCUCUUACCAAAAUCAGUAGCAAGCCAGCUCAUCAAGGGUCAAUCAGUCCGUGCUGAAUCAUACGACAUCGUCACUAUUUACUUUAGCGACAUCGUAGGAUUUACAUCACUGUCUGCCCAAAGCACUCCUAUGCAGGUGGUGGACUUGCUCAACGACCUUUACACCUGCUUUGAUUCUGUAAUUGAAAACUUCGACGUCUACAAGGUAGAAACAAUAGGCGACGCAUAUAUGGUUGUCUCUGGCUUGCCUGUCAGAAACGGCAUCAUGAAUGCACGUGAGAUUGCCCGGAUGUCACUUGCGCUCCUCAAGCAAGUGCUUUCAUUCAAGAUUCGGCAUCGGCCUGGAGAGCAGCUGAACUUACGCAUUGGAAUUCAUACAGGAGCCUGUGCAGCGGGUGUUGUUGGAUUGAAAAUGCCGCGAUACUGCCUUUUUGGGGACACUGUGAACACGGCUUCGAGAAUGGAAUCAAACGGACUGCCACUUAAGAUCCACGUGAGUUCUUCAACAAAAGAAGUCUUAGACACAUUCAAAACAUUUCAACUAGAGUUGCGUGGCGAAGUCGAAAUGAAGGGCAAGGGAAAGAUGACGACCUACUGGCUGUUGGGAGAGCAAGACAGAGAGAAUUGCUCCACUGGUCCGCUCACACCUACGGCUACUUCGACUGAAGUGCGAAAGGAGACCAAGAUAUGACCUCCGAAGUGCGUAAAAUCUGCAGCGCCUUCACCGUCCGCCGCUCAAUCUUGACAUUCAAGCGCCCAGCAGUGCGCCCACCAACGUGUUCUGUGAGCCCGGCGCUAAUCUCUAGCUCGUGGCGGACGUCCCCGGGACAGCGGCUUCGGUGAUGUUGUGUCGUGCUCAUACAUUUGAAGCAGUGACAAACUCUGAACACUGCACUGGCUUCGAUAUGCGACACGCCCCCAUGGCGCCACCAAACACACCGGUUUUCAACAGACGAAAUGAACAUUUGUUUCGAAGGCUGGACAAACUUUUUUUUUUCCGGAACCAUAGCUUAUCGUAAGUCACCGAUCAGAGCUUCUAUGAAAAACGUUGUGGCGAGCUUCUGUACAUAGGCCGGAAAAUCUGGCACCGUAUAUUGUCCCGAGAACACCGUCGAGUAGAUUAAAUUAGCGCAGAAAGAGUUUACAAUUGCAGGGUGUAAAGGUAACAGCUCUUAGUAAAAAUCGAGAGAGGAAUCAUUGCCGCAUUGUUGGUGAAAGAUACUGCGCUCUCUCGGCGAUAGCUUUCGGAACGCUUGUGAAAUUCUGGCACUUCCGGCUGUUUGCUUCAUUUGUAGAAACUCUCAAGCUGUCGUGCACCUAUAUUUCUAAGCACAUUACUGUUCCUUUCGAACUGCAGGCUUAAUGCGAACCUUAUAAUCCCCUUUUACAUACAACUCAUCUUUCACUAUAUUCGCGACUCACGAAGCAAGCAGGCGACAUUUUACCCCCGAAAAGCGAAAGCCAGCAAAUUACUAUCAUCAUGUCAGUCAAUCGGAAGGAAUAGCAACAGGCGUUUAUUCUAUCCACUGGGCUCGUUCCGAAAAUCAAUGACAAAAAGUAAGUGAUGUACGCAAUUAUUGUGCUUGUACGAAUAGGUAUUCCGCCUCGUUAAGAUUAGGCAGGAUACCAUCACCCGAAGCGGCGGUACUAUAAACUUUUAUUACGGUGCAGUGGCAGCACAGAAGGGUGGAUGUAUAAGUGGUACUACCAAGCUGGAAAGGAAUGCUGGAUUUAAACAUAAACGAACAAAAACAAAAGAAGAAAAGCUUCCUUGAAUACAUAAAAGAAAUCUUUGUCCAUCACGAACUAGUAUUUGCGAAAUAGCGGGGAAAAAAUAUAAAUUUAGCUUAUUGACAUGAUUGGUAUUUUAAGCUUAUCUGUUCUUAUCAGCUUAAUAUUGGUUCUAAGUCUGUUUAGACACUGCUUUUUAUUGACCUUUCAAAACACUUUCUUACGUCAACUACCUGCUAUAGGUGAGCACAAAUUAGGUGAGCAGAAAAUCCGCUUCGAAUAAAUACGCACGAACGCGUUAUGCAGGGAACCGCGUCGCAGGACCUGUGGCGCCAUCUACACUGGCAGCAGGAAAGCUUUUGCAAGAAACGAGCAGUGAGCGGCAAACUUAAAAGAUGAAAUGACUCGUUUUUCUUUUCUUUUUUCCAGACUGAGAGCUACGUUGAUACAUUCUUUUAUACGAACAGAUGAGGAUUGCAGAAGCAAAAAAAAAACUAAAUGGCCAUUAAACAAGUAAUUGCUUGAUGCAAAUGUCACAAGAAACAGAUAAGCUUCAGUGCAUUUAGGAUGGUGCUAAUUAUGCAAUACUGUUUUGUUUGAAAUUAGUGCAUUUUUAUCUGUUCUUCCUGCAACAUAUUGUACCUAAUUCCUCGUCCGUAUGUUUGUUUUAAGAAUACCGGCAUUCCCUUGGUUACAAAGCCUAUUGAGUAUUGUUCUGGUCUUUAAAAAUUUGAACAGCGUUUGUCAAACUGGACAGCUCCCUCUUUUUAUUUUGUGGGCAACUUCCUAGCGAGAAUAAAGUUACUACUGGCAAUGCACUGAUCGAAAAACCAAAAGAGCUGCGAUGAACUACAGCUUUAUCUCAAUCAUAUGUGCGAACAUAUAGUUCACCUCUUCGAGAUGCUCCGCAUCUCGAAGAGGUGUGUUUCUAUGCAGGGUGCUCGGUGUAAUAGUGACGAGUUCACAUUUCGAGGUAAAAUCUCAUUAUUUUGGAAAAGAGAUAAAAUUUAAUUCUUUCGCAAAAGCAUCAAGUCUAAAUAGUUGCACAUCUUCAAAUAACCGUUACCAAUUACAAUAGAAAGCCGAGACUUCUCGAAUACACUUAGAAAUGUAUAGCCAAGAGAGAUAGUACUUGUAAGAUAGUAAAAUAAAGGAAAUUGAUAUCAAGAUUCUACGUUUACAUGUUGUAAAUACAAACGCUCGCGGAUGUCAUUCUCAGUUAUCAGGAUAGAUGUUUAUUGAGGAUGUGUUAAAGUGUAAAAAUGUCAUUACCCACAUAGCUUGUUAAUAGAUAACCGUUCUUGAGCCCUGUUGGGUACAAACUGGGCGGAAACAAAAGCUGCUGCCGGCAGCUCAAAUGAUAAUCUUUCUGGAGAAUUCCGGGACUCGCAGUUGCUCUGUAAAUUUGUAUGUAACGAAAUAGAUCGUGUGACGUGUUCUUGUUUACUUUUUCAUCUUCCUUUCACUUUUGAGUUCUCAGUCCUCGAAUAAAUGUCUCAUUUUUUUAAGGGAAUAAAUUAUUCCUAACCAGUUGUGUACCCAGAAACACAUUAUUGCGAUUGUAACAACUGUAAAUCACUGUACAUGCCCCGAUUUAGUGGAAUUUAGCUCGUCAUCACAAGGGUACCCCAAGAUUAAAAAAAAUCAUUUAUUAAAUUUUAUUCACUCACUCACUACAGACUCAGCACAAACGCCAGCAUCUGCGGAAAUUUAUUUCUGCACUCUGCUUCCGUCGACCGCAAGACAUACGCACUUUGGCAUUAAAGUAUAAAUAGUGAAACUGUUUGUAAUUAAACAACAUUUCUGCGCAAUGCAUAUAUCUGAGAACAAUUUGUGAGUUCGCUGUUCGUGAGUGCGUUCUCGUGAGUUCACGCGUAGACACGUAAAAAAUAUACAAGUGGAAUAUAUUCAUAAACAUUAUUAUAGUUAUACUCUUACAAAUAUCUCGCGACAUGAGUAGAGAUAACUAAAAAAGGAACGGAGGGAAAGUAGUUUUUGGUGUUAUUACAUCCGCAUGAAUGUAUUGCAUUUCCCACCCGAACCACUCGGAUUCAAAGCGCGUGAGCACUCCGUUGAUUCCCUGUUCAUAACAUCAUUACAUACUUCACCGCCCUUCAUAUGCGUGAUUGUUUUUACACUCCUUUCGCAAAGUUCAUUUAAAAGUCACAGUUUCGCCGCAAAUGCGAAGCAAUGAACACGAUAGAAAGAAACUGACAUGUCAGACGAAGAACCAAAAGCAGCUCUAUACUUGCAGCGCGCCGCUGAAGCACAAAGGAGGACGCCCUAAAC
Messenger RNA from Rhipicephalus sanguineus (brown dog tick), 6790 nucleotides. Its product is annotated as atrial natriuretic peptide receptor 1. Bases 165 to 3461 code for a protein of 1098 amino acids. The transcript has 21 exons. Gene Ontology annotation, molecular function: peptide receptor activity; guanylate cyclase activity; ATP binding. Gene Ontology annotation, cellular component: membrane. Gene Ontology annotation, biological process: protein phosphorylation; cGMP biosynthetic process; intracellular signal transduction. NCBI's taxonomy places the organism in Eukaryota, Metazoa, Arthropoda, Arachnida, Ixodida, Ixodidae. The record is from RefSeq and is a predicted model, not a curated record.